GCCGUGGCGAAUGGGCGAGCAGCCCGCGCUGCCCCAGUUUUCCCCUGCAGUAAGGCGGACAGGGUUGGCCACACUGUUGUCAGUCGGAGAGAAACAGCCAUGACGUCCACACACACCUUUCAAGGGCUGGACAGCGACAACAAGAACAGUUCCCGGGUAUUGAAGCCACCCGGAGGAGGAUCAAGUUGCAUUUUUGGAAGCCCUGAUGAUGCCCCCGCUCCAACAAGGUCACACAAAAUGUCUUCCAACAUCUUUGGGUCACAAGCAGAGCCUGAAAAUGUACCAAAAAGGUCCAACCCUCCAGGUGGAAAACCUAGCGGCAUCUUUGCUGGUCCUGCACCAGCGCCAGUCUCUCAACGAGCGCACCCUCAAUCAGGUGGGAAAAGCAACGUUAUGUUUGGAGAAGGACCCAUCCCAACAAGCCCCAAAGCACAUCCCAACAAACCAAAGGACAAUAUUACUUUAAAAGAACCGGAAGUUAAAGCACAAAGUACCCCAGUGAAAGCCGUUCCUAAAGCUGCUCCAUCAAUUGAAGAAAAACCACCAACCCCAAAGGAGGUGCGACCUGCUGAGCCAGACCCAGCAAUGGCUGCAUAUGAGCCCCACCUUGGUCCAAGGCCACGGUCUCACAACAGAGUCCUGAAUCCACCAGGAGGCAAAUCUAGCGUCACCUUCUACUAAUGGCUGUAGUUACGAGGGUGAUACCAUAUUAUUUCACUGUAUGCAAACAAAGCAGAAAUGAAUUUGAGAUGGGGGGUGGGGGUUGGUUAUGAAUGCUUGGUCAUAAAGUUCUCUUGAUCUUCUGAAACAUUUACAAGGGCUCCCAAUUCGUGUUUUAAAGUCACACACAGGUUCAGGUACAACUAAAAUCUGAGCAGCCAGUGCCAAAUUACUUAAUUCACCACAGUUUGAAUUGGAAUUCACUACCUUGUCCUGUUCAUGAUAACCAAUCCGAAGCAAUAGAACAUGUGAAGGACUAUAUUCAUUUAGAGACUAUUUUUAAAUUGCUAUUUAAAUGUAUCCUGAUUGGCAGGCCUUUCCCCAUGUCUAUAAAAACAGAAUAACUCGGGAAGGGUUCAUCUUCGGAAUUGUAAGGGAAAACUAUAUUAAAUUGCAUGUUUGGUUCAAAGUCUAUGUUCCUACUUUAGAUUUCACUUGGUCAACCCCUUAAGGAUCAAUGAUAUGCUGUGUCAUCAAUGUGCUUCAUUACGACCCUGUGCCAGUAUGAAACCGGCUUGGUACACCCCCUGCUGUCACUAUUGGAGUAUGGCAUCUGAUUUUAAUAUGGAAUCCUUUAAGACUACAUGGUUACAAUAGACUUCUGUCACUGGUCCUUAAGGAAUUAGGCAUUUGCACGCCAGAAUGUUUUGAGCCAGAGGGGUAGAAAACCACAUUUGCCUUCAAACCAUACGACAAGAUGCUGCCUUUGUUUUGAGUGUUUAAUCCUUAAUCCUGCUAGACACUGGUACUAGUCUUCUGUACUCUGCAUGGUACAAUCAUCCGCUUGAUUUCCAAAAGGCUGUUGUGUGCUUUCAAUUUGUUGUUGGAUCUAUGCUAGUGCAGGCUGUUCUCUGGUGUCUUGUCUGACACUCUUCUUUAAAGUUUGAUCUAAUUCUGUUACCUUGUUUCACUUUAUUCGGUUGUUUGUAUCAGGCACUAGAACCCCCGCCCUAUCCAGUCAUCUUCCAACUUUUUAGCCUGUGUUGCCUUACACCCUAGUGGCAUCUCUUAUAGUUUUUUUUUUGUUUAACACUUACCUUCUCUAGUGUCUCCAUGUGGUGGGAGACAUCAGGCAAAUGUUUAGAACAAUCAUCCUGUAUAUAAAUACUUUGAGCGUUGCUAAUAGAUCCCUUUCCUUGUAGCUUGUGGUUUAUAUGGAUGUUCUCUGUACUGUGCUCUUUGAAUACAUUAACCAUAUGAAUAGCAGUAAGUCGGCAGUUUCCCCUUCGAGCGUUAGUCCCAAACAAAAGGAAUUGGAAAUUGCAGACAGUGGUAAAUUUCGUAAUGUUACUCUUUUUUAGCUUAUGUUGCCUCUUCAUUCCUAAAAUGAUCCAAAGACACCAUUUUCUGUUAUAAAGGAAUAGUGUGGUGUUCACAUCUAUACAGAGACCCCAGCUUGUUGAGCUAAAUUUUAGAUUUGUUUUCAAGUUGGAAAUGGUUCCAAAAAAGUGUUCCAAAAACAUUUAAUUUCCCAGAUGUAUUGCAGUAGGACUGGCAUUAGGUUGAGCAAGGUGCUAUAAAUCAUUUAAACAGUGCAGAAAAGUCAAAUAUGACGUUGUAGAGCAGAAAGUACUGGUUUUAGUUAUAGCAUCUGCUGAUUCUGAUUUUGGGUAUAUCCCCCUGUAAGCGAAAAAUGGAUUGCAUCACUUGCGUAUAUGGGAGUUAACCCCCACCUCUCUCAAUGCUCAUUUUAAAUCCUUCACAAUGUAUUGCUAAUCUGUACAUCCUUCAAAAUUGAAUAUUAAUAAGACAUUGGAGGAGCAAGUCUGCUUCAGAUAUAAAAUGUACCCUUUCAUUGUGCUAGCAAAUUGUAGUCCCUCGUGAGGGUUUGUAUUCUUCUUGUGGUAGAUUAGUACAUGCUCUUGUUCAGUAUGCAGAGGUUUUAGAUUUAAAAUGAGUACCGGAGGGUGUGCUAAGCUAUUUCUCAGUGUAUAGAGAUUACAGCCAGGAUAGCUAGAUUAGGACUCCGCUGGGCUAGUAUUGAAGAGCUGCCAUCACACAGCCCUGCUUUAGAGCUCAGACGCUCCUAGGCUAGUGUGUCUAGGUACCAACUCAUCAGGCUGUUCUUUCUCAGAACCAGAAGUGGCCUUGUUUAAUUUCUCACCCAAUGCAGCUAGCCUUUUCUACACUACGUAGAUAAUCCCUAGUGAUGCCAAAUAAAGCCCUUGCAUAUAUGUUCUGUGUUUCAAUGAGCAGGACUUCUGUUAUUGUUUUUGCGACUGCAGUACAGAUCAUGUAACAGGUUCAUGCCGAAUAUUACCAAAUCAUGUACCCUAUAAAACAAAGAUGGCUCAAUGAUUUUAUAAUAAAUCAAAUCAGCCAAUCAUGCCAGACUCCUCUUAGAAUGUAUAUAUUGUUUGAGCAGUGAAUUCUGUUCCUUAUACAAAGUAUAGGUGCAUGACCUUAUCAUAUCGCUGGACUAUGUGCUGGACCUGGUCAUGUUAACCAAACAGAAGCCAGUGCUGCCAUUUUCUGUUCAAUUUUGAGGCCUUAAACUAAUCCUCUUUACAUGUACAAUGCUCUUUGUGGGUUUGUUUGUUCUUUUUCUAUACUGAAUGUACAGGUUGUGGGCUCUUGUUAUGUAGCGGCUGGCAUCAUCCUCCUAUUACAUUUCUCAAACUGAUGCCAUUUAUACUGUUACCAUAAUGCGCCUCAAUAAACUAUGUAUUUUGUUAAUGAA
This is a messenger RNA of Pelobates fuscus (common spadefoot toad), 3400 nucleotides long. It is a transcript of the gene JPT2, whose product is annotated as Jupiter microtubule associated homolog 2. Gene Ontology annotation, cellular component: nucleus. The record is from RefSeq and is a predicted model, not a curated record. The transcript has 5 exons. NCBI's taxonomy places the organism in Eukaryota, Metazoa, Chordata, Amphibia, Anura, Pelobatidae. The coding region runs from base 100 to 681 and encodes 193 amino acids.